Parasteatoda tepidariorum (common house spider) is the source of this 1138-nucleotide messenger RNA. It is a transcript of the gene MED18, whose product is annotated as mediator complex subunit 18. Gene Ontology annotation, cellular component: mediator complex; core mediator complex. NCBI's taxonomy places the organism in Eukaryota, Metazoa, Arthropoda, Arachnida, Araneae, Theridiidae. Gene Ontology annotation, molecular function: transcription coregulator activity. The record is from RefSeq and is a predicted model, not a curated record. Gene Ontology annotation, biological process: termination of RNA polymerase II transcription; regulation of transcription by RNA polymerase II.
AUUCUAAAAAAAUCCUAAUAAAUCCUAAAUGCAUAUGUAGUCUUGUAUGUAACAAAAAUAAGCAGCCAAAAUUUAUAAGUUUUCAUUUCCAAAGAAUUAAAAACCGGAUAUUUGUUUGAAAGUUAAAAACUAAUGUAAUUAACUUUAAUUUUAAGCACUGUAAUUCUUAAAACAGCAUAAUUCUACGACAUUUACAAUAUUAGUUUCAUCAUUUUUUGGUGUUAAGAAACUAUACAUAUAAAUCAAAAUAAUGGAACCUGUAGUAACUUCUCGGCGAAAUUUUAAUUUGGCCCCUCAACAAGAGUUUUUAAUGCAAGGUAGCAUAAUGGAUACGUCGUGUGAAGUAUUACUGCAUCGAUUAAGAGGUUUAUGUGACAAUGCUGACGAGAAUCCUGAGACAUUUCAUGACUAUGAGAUGGUGUUUCAAAUACGUGGAUCUACUGGAACACCUUUGGUUGUAAGAGCCAGGCAAGCCUUAGAUCAUCCUGAAAUGCCUUGGCAUUUGAGGUAUAUAGGUCAACCAGAAAUUGGAGAUAAAAACAGAGCAACAAUGAUUCGUAGUUGCAUCGAUAUAGAUACAUCCAGCAAUGUAGUUCAAUUCCUUAAUGAGCUUGGAUUCAGAUUAGAUUAUGAAUUUGUGCUGAAAGGUUUUAUGUUCCGUAAAGGAAGAAUGAAAGUAACAGUUGCUAAAGUCUGUCGUCUGUUGCAGCAAAAUAAUCCAGACAGCAUUGAACCAGUUUCACAAUCAUAUUUAGUAGAACUGAGUGUAGUUGCUCCAUCUGGACAAGAAGCCUUGGCUGAUGAAAUGAAAGCCUUCUCUGAGCAGUUGAAACCAUUGGUACAGUUGGAUAAGUUUGAUCAUCGACGUCUUCAGCAUGUUUGAUACAGAGCUUUUUAGUUUUAACCAGCUAUUUCCUUAAUGUGGUUUUCACUGUCAACAUUGUAUUACCAUCAAAGCUGAAAAUGGAAUGUCUAAUCAUUCAGAAACUGACUCUUGCAUUUCAUCUGAUUUCAUGCAGAAACUGUUCAUCAGCUUAUAUCAUAUUAUGGUGUGAUCAAGUUUAUUGCACUUCCUAGAAGGGUUAAAAUUAAUUCAUGUAUUUAACAGUUUGUCAUAAAAUCCGUUUCAUGUAUUCAA